AUGGCCUGGCCCACGUCUCAACAUGGUCGUCAGCAAAUGGCCUUCUACUUAACGAGCGGAAGUCAGUCCAGUGUAUUUUGUCGACUGCGACCGUCUCUCGCUCUUGAAACUAUUGACAUUAUGCCCAAAGAGAUCGACUACAGGUACGCCUUGAUGGUUUGGCCGAGGGAAUCGCACUUGCUGGUAUGCAAUUAUAACCCGUCAGGAUUCACCUUCCUUUUCAUACAAGCCUUCGAAAAGCAGAAGAGCUCCUGUCGCCGACCCUGCAACGUUCUUGUAGUUGGAACGGCUCUGCCUUCGCUUGGGCCCCGGGAUACCUUCUAA
Dibothriocephalus latus is the source of this 324-nucleotide messenger RNA. The record is from the annotation of a GenBank genome assembly. Lineage: Eukaryota; Metazoa; Platyhelminthes; Cestoda; Diphyllobothriidea; Diphyllobothriidae.